UUUUUAAAAAUAAAAGAAAAUCACUUAAGAAAAAGGGAGGGGGAAAGCAAAAGAUAAAAAUGGAUCAAAGGAAGUAUAGUGAAAAUAAGAGAAGGAGAGUAAAGGACAAACUUGGAAGGUAUAACAAGGAAUAGAGUGAGACAGUGGUUUUUCCUCCCAGAGGUUACUUCCACAUCUCCCUCCUAUUUCCCUUUGGUAGUAGAGAAGGGAGCAACACUGGUUCCUCUGCAAGGCCUCUGUGCAUGACCCUUCAUGGUGGUUUCCAGAACCCAAGGAGGAGACAGCACAAUGAAUCGUGGGGGAGGCAGCAGCCCCAUGGAGGAAUUGUCCAAAGCUACCUUGCACAACAACUCACUGUGGUGGCUUGCUUGUGGGCUCCUUGCUCUGCUAGCCAACUCCUGGAUCAUUCUGAGCAUCACAGCCAAGCAGCAGAAGCACAAGCCCCUGGAGUUGCUGCUGUGCUUCCUGGCAGGCACGCACAUUCUCAUGGCUGCUGUGCCACUCACCACUUACGCAGUAGUGCAGUUGCGACGUGAAUCCUCCGACUAUGACUGGAACGAGAGUAUCUGCAAGGUCUUUGUCUCCACCUAUUAUACAUUGGCCUUGGCCACGUGUUUCACCGUGGCCUCCUUGUCCUACCACCGUAUGUGGAUGGUUAGAUGGCCUGUCAACUACCGUCUGAGCAAUGCCAAGAAGCAGGCCCUGCAUGCUGUGAUGGGCAUCUGGAUGGUGUCCUUCAUUCUCUCCACACUACCUUCCAUCGGCUGGCACAACAAUGGGGAGCGUUACUAUGCCACUGGCUGCCAGUUCAUUGUCAGCAAGAUAGGUUUGGGAUUUGGCGUGUGCUUCAGCUUGCUUCUCCUUGGAGGCAUAGUCAUGGGCUUGGUGUGUGUGGGCAUCACUUUCUACCAGACCUUGUGGGCACACCGAAGGCACCACAGAUGCCAUCACCAGAGAACAGAAGAAGCUUCUUGUCCUUCAGCUCACAAUACCUUCAACGUGCCAGCCAUUGUAGUAGAGGACGUCAGAGGCAAAAGACGGUCAUCCUUGGAUGGAUCUGAAUCUGCCAAGACAUCCAUGCAGAUGACCAAUCUCAUUAGUGCAAUUGUUUUCCUGUAUGACUCACUGACUGGGGUUCCCAUUUUGGUGGUGAGCUUCUUCAGCCUGCGCUAUGAUACAGCUCCCACUUGGAUGGUGUUGGCAGUGCUCUGGUGCUCCAUGGUGCAGACCUUGCUACUCCCAUCCUUCAUCUGGUCCUGUGAACGUUACCGAGCUGAUGUCCGUACGGUGUGGGAGCAAUGUGUGGCAAUACUGUCAGAGGAAGAUGGGGAUGAUGAUGGCACUGAUGAUUAUGGAGACGGGAGGAUCUGCAAGGUGCGAUUUGAUGCCAACGGUGCUGCAUCUAUGAAACGAGAUCCUAGGGAUGCUAAGCUGCUGCCAGUCCAUCAUAUGCUUUUACCUCACGACAGGGUGCACUACCUGCAGGUCCCUAUCUCUCGGAGGAUGUCCCAUGAUGAAACAAACAUCUUCUCCUCACACCGUUCUCCUUCCUUCCUUCACAAGUGGUCCUCGUCUGAUGACAUCCGUGUGGUGGUCCCCCACAAACCCGGAGGAGCCGCCGGCUUUCUGCCCCCUGAACUCCGCGGCUACCACCAGCAUCGACGGUCGGCAGAGGAUGAGUUCACCACGCUGCGCCAGUUCUUGGAAGCUGGAUUGGCCAGCCGGGGCACAGGCCCUGGGUCUACUGCUUGUUUUUUCCGCGACGAGAUUACCACCUUCAUUGAUGAAACGCCAGUCCCCUCCCCACUCAGCAGUCCAUGCCACUCACACCUUCCAUUCCCAGCCCAACUGGAGAGACCCGGCUCCCUAGUUGACCAGGAAGGUGAUCUUGACAGGGAUCAAUGGUGUUCACUGACUGGUGGGGAAAACCUAGCUCUCUGCAGUCGUGAACAGGAGCCUGACCAAUGGACCACAGCGGCUCACGAGGCACAGACCUUCCAUAAGCUCAACCUAUGAAACAGCACCAAGAAAAUGGAUUGUGCUCCGAGUUUUUAACUUGACAUGUCUAUCCAGUCCCAGGAUCCAAGGGACAAUUUAGGUCCCCUUGUUUCUCACCAUGUUUGUGGGGGAGGAAAAUAGUGCCUCUCUCUGUGGUGUGGAGGAAAGAAAAACAAAGGGCAGGGAGAAAGUGGCGUAGUUGGAAGGAAUCGUGGUGCCCUGCUCUCAGGUGACAAAUGCGUGCGCAGACAGACCACCACAGCUCCUUGAGGGCACUUUUUGUCAGCUCCAUCCCGUUGGUAGGUGUUAGUGCCACCCAUCUCUCCUCUAUCUUAGCUCCACCCGAUAUGAGAAACACACAUUAAUUGCCAAGAAUGGGAUAGGAAGGUAUUAAAAGAAAUGUCUCUAUUUGGAGUUUCACUUGUGUCUGGCUUUGUGUGUGUGUGUGUGUGUUUUAUUGAUGGUUUUAUGU
Molecule: messenger RNA, 2470 nt
Organism: Sceloporus undulatus (fence lizard)
Lineage: Eukaryota; Metazoa; Chordata; Lepidosauria; Squamata; Phrynosomatidae
Gene: GPR162
Product: G protein-coupled receptor 162
Exons: 4
Coding region: 253-2016 (587 amino acids)
Biological process (GO): G protein-coupled receptor signaling pathway
Cellular component (GO): membrane
Molecular function (GO): G protein-coupled receptor activity
Source: RefSeq, a predicted model, not a curated record